GUCGAUGUUGUACAAAGUGCCAUUGUUGCAUGUAUUAAUUCUCGCAUAAAUGUAUCAACUACUCGAUAUAGCGGUUUAGUUAUGCUAGAUAGAAUCUUAUCUGGAUGCUCAAAGAAUAUAUUUUUAAAAUAUGCUUUAUUAUGGAUAAACAAAAGUAUUGAACUAUUAGAAGACGUGCACACUGUCAUACAAGAAAUACCACUGGCAUGUAAAGUAUUAGGGUUUCUUCUUGAAUAUUGCAAGAAAAUCCCUGAAUUAUAUAAACAGAUUUCUAUGCAAAACAUAAGGCAGCUAAUACUUGUAGUUGAUACUUUGCUGAACAAUGAAGAAUGCGGUGCAAUAUAUUAUUUGAUAGCUGUUAUGCUGUACCAUUAUCCUGAAGUUUGUGAGCGGUCACAGGAGUUAAUAAAGAAGAUGAUAAUGAAACAAAUAGAUUCGAGACAAGAGCAUUUGAUUAACUCAAGUGCCAAAUGCUAUAUUCUUUUAUCUAAGGCAACAGAACGCUCGUUUAAACCACCAGCCACCAAAUCCAUGUAUACUCGAUGGACAUAUAAUCAAGCGUUACUUUGUAACAAUUUACAUGCUAUAAUGGACGAAUUAUUCUCUGAAUUAAUAGAGUUGAAAACUGUGGAUAUUUGGGAUAAACUGGAUGUAUCUCCUAUAUCCGAAAAGAAUGUGAUACAGUAUUACAAUGACCAGAAACAGAGAUUUUUUAAUUUCUGCAUCUAUCUCUCUUCAAUGUUAAAUGGAUAUGAUACAAAAAAUUCGGUUGUACCUCAUGAUAUCUUAGAGGUUUUGUGUCGAGGAUUGGCUAUUACUCCGUUAAAUCUGAAGGACAAAACUUCUUUUAAAGAACAGAUGCUAUAUAUAAUUUUACCAAAAUUACAUAUUGGCUUACUCACUGUUUUAAAUGCACUCAUAAGCAGAUUUGCACAAGAGCUGAUACCAUUUGGAAAAAUAAUAUUAAGUCUGUUCCAACAAAUGUUGCAAUGGACAAGUACAGUUUUAGAAAAUCAUUUAACAUUCAGUAGUAAUAAAUCUUUCAAAAAUGUAAGAAUAUCCAUUUACAAAUGUCUCUCUUCGUGGUUAAUCAAUACAUAUUCACUCUCGGGCAUAGAGACAAUUGCAAAUGAAUGUUUUACUUUCAUAAUGAAGGACAUAACGCCAAAACGAGAUCGUGUAUUAUUAAUUACCCAAAAAUCACAGCACUGGUCUAAACGAGUGAUAAAACGUUUUAAAGAUAGUCAAUAUGAAAACAGUGCAAUUUUAAAUAAGGAAAAUUCAGUCGCUGAAAACGAAUCUUUAGAUGUAGAUUUGUGCCAAGAAGCUCUUAUUACUUUACAAAAUAUGAUUCAUAGUGGUGGAAUUUUGCUGAAGCAAGCGUUUUAUAAAGUACGUCUAUUUUUU
Molecule: messenger RNA, 1407 nt
Organism: Odontomachus brunneus
Lineage: Eukaryota; Metazoa; Arthropoda; Insecta; Hymenoptera; Formicidae
Product: proline-, glutamic acid- and leucine-rich protein 1-like
Exons: 5
Biological process (GO): rRNA processing
Cellular component (GO): nucleus
Source: RefSeq, a predicted model, not a curated record